Durusdinium trenchii is the source of this 1045-nucleotide messenger RNA. The record is from the annotation of a GenBank genome assembly. NCBI's taxonomy places the organism in Eukaryota, Dinophyceae, Suessiales, Symbiodiniaceae.
CCUAUAUAUAAGUUUAGAUCACCCGGUGGGAGGGUGCCAUGAUGACUUGGAUGGCCCUACGUGGGUGUUGGACACCGUGAAGUUCUUGAAGCUCAGACGGGCGACGAGCGCCUGUAGUCUUCAUCGCCUUCGCGUGGAGAGGAGGCUAAAGCAAGCUCCAAUCCAGCAAGCUUGCGCCGAUAGCCUUCGAACGACUCUCCAAAACAACCGUGCAGCGGCGCCUUGCCUUUGGCUGCACAGCCAAAAGACCAUCCAAUCACUUGGGCCACAAGUUGAUCAACUGCGUUCCGAAGCGUCUCGCAAUGAGCCCAAAACUCUUCAAUGGCGCGGCUGGAUCUUGCGGCUCAUUGACCUUCUUCUUGGACUUCUUUUUGGGCUUCGGCAUUCCUCCAUCCGCUCACGAGCAAGCCUGGAGAGUGGCCGAGAAGCAGGCAUCGCUCCGACGGCAAGCGGUCCGCCCUCAGCAGUCCUCCUGAAUUUCCUUCGUCAGCUUUUGCUUUUGAGUUUGAUGCUUGUGAGUGCGUGAGCACUUUGAUUCGAGGUUUUGCGCGUGUGCACUUCAGUUUGCAGUUUUGUGCAUGUAAACUUUGUUUAGAUGCAUUGCAGAAUUUUGACUUUCGUGCAUUCGUGUGCAAGUGCACCAAAUUUUGUUUGAUUGCAUUGUGACCGUUCGUUCAAUGCAUGAUAUAUCGAAUCGCUCACUUCGUUCUCGAUUCGAAGGUUGUUCAAAAGUGAGGGACCUGAGAGAACCCGUUUGGAGCAGUUCGUUGAGAGCUCACCGCUCUACAGAUGCAAUUUUGUGUUUGAAAGGUUUUCGAAUAGUUCAGAAACUUGAGAAGAACCACUCAUUCCAUUCGUGGUUCAAUCCAUUUUGAGCUCAGUCGUAUAGCACGACUAUUGUGGUUGAAUCCACUGUGCAUUGUUCGGUUAGGUAACCACCAAAAGUACAUCGACAGUUCGUUCGACGAUUGCGAGUGCGAGGUGGAUUACAUCCUUACGAUGCAUGCCAAAAUUUGGCUCAAGAAUGGCUCGUGUGAAAGAGGAG